Messenger RNA from Mugil cephalus (flathead mullet), 853 nucleotides. It is a transcript of the gene dnajc24, whose product is annotated as DnaJ (Hsp40) homolog, subfamily C, member 24. The coding region runs from base 128 to 619 and encodes 163 amino acids. The transcript is spliced from 5 exons. Gene Ontology annotation, biological process: positive regulation of ATP-dependent activity. The record is from RefSeq and is a predicted model, not a curated record. Gene Ontology annotation, molecular function: ferrous iron binding; ATPase activator activity. NCBI's taxonomy places the organism in Eukaryota, Metazoa, Chordata, Actinopteri, Mugiliformes, Mugilidae.
AAGUAUUUCCCCACGGCAGCGGAACUCAGGCAAGCGGACCACUUACAGAAUGCUGUUUUCAAUGGGGCUUAAAACAUCGUGGAACGUAAUGUCGUCUUUCAGGUCACUGUAGUUUUAAGGUGCAGAGAUGUGUGAAACAAGAGAUAAGGACCUGUAUGCUGUCCUGGGAGCCAGCCCCUCAGACUCAGUGCAACAGAUCAGACACAGAUAUCAACAGUUGGUCUUGCAGUUCCAUCCAGACCGCCUUGGAGGGGAGUGCUCCUCUGAAUCGGCAUCUAGUAUGAAGUUUUUAGAGGUUGAUGCAGCCUGGAAGAUCCUCAAGGACCAAAAGACACGAAGAGAAUAUGACUUGAAGAGGAGAGAACAAGAACUGAGGCAAGACUGGCCUGAAGAUUCUACAGUCUAUUUGGAGGACAUGGCCUGGAACAAAGAUGAGCAAGUAUAUACACACUACUGUCGCUGUGGAGGAAGAUUCUGUGUUACAAAGGAAGAGGUGGAGGGGGCAAAAAUUGCACAGCAGGAUGAUGAAGAGGAGGAAUCUAAGGAAGGACAGCACAGAGGAGUGAUUGUUUGCUGUGAUACAUGUUCACUCAGUGUGCAAUGUCACAUGGCCGUUUGAUAGAGACAAUCAAAUGUUAACAUGCAAACAGUUAUUUUUUUUUAUAAAUCUUUAACCUUUGACACUGCUGAGCCUCAAUACAAAAUCAGGUUGGUUCCUCUUAAAAGGGAGUUUUUUCUUGCCACUGUCACCUUUAGGCUUGCUCUUGGGUUUUCAGGCCCGGUUUUGUAAUGCUUUUUUAGACAGUUUGUAUUGUUAUUGAUGCUAUACAAUUAAAGUUGAAUUGAAUCACAA